UGAGGAGACUAACAAGACAAAUGGAGAAAAGUGAUGGAUGAGGAGAUUCAAUCCAUCGAAAAGAACAAGACUUGGGAGUUAACAAAUCUCCCGAAGGGCCGAAAAACUAUUGGUGUGAAAUGGGUCUACAAGACCAAGAAGAAUGCUCAAGGAGAAGUUCAGAGAUAUAAAGUAAGACUUGUCGCCAAGGGCUACAAGCAGAAAGAAGAGAUUGAUUAUAGAGAAAUAUUUGCCCUGGUUGCCAGGCUUGAAACCAUCAAAUUACUAAUUUCACUAUUAGUACAAAAUGGAUGGAAGAUUUACCAGCUGGACGUAAAAUCAGCAUUUCUGAACCGUUUUCUGGAAGAAGAGAUCUAUAUCGAUCAACUACCUGGAUAUGUGAAGAACGGAAAAGAAGAUAGAGUGUACAAACUGAAGAAAACACUUUAUGGUUUGAAGUAGGCACCUCGUGCGUGGAACAUGAGAAUUGAUAAUUAUUUUCAGAAGAAUGGAUUUGAGAAGUGUCCUUACGAGCAUGCGCUAUAGAUGAAGAUGGAGAUAGAUGGGAGCAUGUUGAUUGCUUGCCUAUAUGUUGAUGAUCUAAUUUUUACCGGCAACAAUCCAAAGAUGUUUGCCGCUUUCAAAAGGAGCAUGGUUAAAGAGUUCAAAAUGACGGAUAUUGGCCAGAUGACUCAUUUUCUUGGCAUAGAAGUCGUGCAAAGUAAGAAUGGAAUCUUCAUCUCUCAGAGCUACUAUGCAAAAGAAGUACUAAAGAAGUUUGGACUGGAGUCGGCAACAACCUCACCAAAAUCUCACAAACUUCCGCCACUAUUAUUGAUUAUAUUGUUCUACCUUUGCUGUAAAUAGAUGUGUGUGUGUAAUGUUAUAUGUGGUGUAGAAAGGAUAAAUAACCAGUGAGUGAGAGAAAUUGUAUUUUGAGUUGUCCUUAAUUUUUCAUUAUUGAAAGUUAUCUGUAUUUUCCGAUUGAAAUCAGUUGAGUGCAAUUUCUCACCGAGUUUCAAUCACAACCAGUGAUUGAGUGAGUCCCCUCCUCCCAUCAAUUCAUUUAGUAUAUAUAUGUUUUUUAUUUUUAGUAUUCAAACCUAAAAAUAGACUCGAUCCUUCUACUUUUUAAGUCUUAAUAGUUUUCAAAUUCUAAAACAUUAAUCAUACAUUUGGAGAGAUUUUAAAUUUUGAUUUGUAUUGAAUUUGGAUUAAAUGUAAUAUAAGAUUACAUUAAAUUUUGUUCAAAUUCACCUAUAAAUUUAAAUUCAUAAUCCAAAAUAUAUGAUAUCAAUUUUAUUAUUUUUGAGUUUAAAAUGAAAUUUUAAAAAUGUUGCAAAGUCCUCCAUCACUCUACAUAUUUCACCAUUUUUUAUAUAUAUCAUCUAGCAAAAAAUUGACACUAAUUAUGUUUGUAAAAUAGAAUAAGAUAAAAAUAAAAAAAAUUAAGUUUGAAUAGUAAUUAUAAUAAUUUUAAUUUUAUUACACUUCAUUUCAUUUGUCUUAUCUACUUAGGCUUAGGAAAUUGGACAAAAAAUUUGAACAAGAUUUUUAUCGAAAGUUUUAAAAGUAAUUGAUGAGGUGAAAAAUGGAGGCAUAGGGGGCACACCAAAAGUCAAAAAAAAAAAGAAAAAAGGUGGCAUGAGGAUGGAUCCACGCAUAUAUGAAGUAUGUCACGUCACACGCACACACACUAGUGCUAGUGCAUGUGCAUGCACCACACCACACCGGAAUAAUAUUAGAAAGAACAAGAACACUCUGGUAGCCUCUGCGCUUUACUUGACAUUUUAAACUAAAACUUGAGGUGCACCACCUCCCACAUCCUCGAGGACCCCCUCUACCUCCAUCUGUUCACACUCCAAACCCCACCUCCUUCUCUCUUUCUUAUAUUAUUUAAUCUCCGUGAGAUCGAUCAGACUUGUUUACUUCAGAUCACACCGUUAUUGCUCUGUUCAAUAUCAAUGGCUUUAGCUCGUUUGGCUCUGAAGCAUGUGCAGCGAAGGGUGUUAUCUUCUUUUCCUUCUGCUGCCGCCGUUGUAAGUAGCAGCAGUGAGAGAAUCACAGGUGGAAAGGAAGUAAUGUUUAAGACUACGGCGAGAGGGUUUUCCGACGACACUACUGGGUCGUCAGAAAAGGGUCGCGACGAGAAAUCUGGUGAAGGCGGAGAGAGAGAGGUCGCCGUCGCUGAAGGUGGGGGUAAGAAGUCAAAGCUCUUCUCCAGAUCAAAGCAACAUAGGAGAGGUAGCAGUCUCUGGAAGAGAAACAGAGGCCCUGAUUUCGUUCCUUCCUUUUUUGAGUUGUUUCCAAUGGGUCUCGGAAAUGCAGUGAUGCAAGCAACCGAGAACUUGAACAGGCUGUUGGAGAACUGGGCGCCAUCCCGGCUGAUAGGGCGGCUGAAGGAGAAGGACGAAUGCUACAAGCUCCGGUACGAGGUGCCGGGGGUGGCGAAGGAAGAGCUAAAGAUCACGGUGGAGGACGGCGUUCUGAGGAUCAAGGGAGAGCACAAGGAGACGUCGGAGGAAGAAGGAUUCGACGACGACGAGGGUUGGUCGUCGUCGUUGAGCUACGGCUUCUACGACGCGACGCUGGUGCUGCCUGAGGAUGCCAAAGUGGAUGGGAUUAAGGCGGAGAUGAAGGAUGGCGUGCUCUACAUUACCAUUCCCAGAACUGUGAAGGACAAGAAAGACGUGAAGGAAGUUCAAAUCCACUGAUAGGAAGGUUUUUUUUGUGCGUGUGAAUUAACAAGGGAGUGUUUGGUUUGGCUAUUGGUGCAUGUUGUUGUUUCAAUGUAAGCUUUUGUGUGGUGAAAUAUUUUGAAGUUUAAGUGUGCUGUAUUAUUUUGAUUUGUGGAGUGUUCUUUGGGCCGCCUCAGGUAAGAACAAAAUUGUGAAAAAAUAAACUACAACGCAGAAGAGGAGCAUUAAGAUUUAGGGUAAGGACCGGACAAACUUGUUGAUUUGUUAUCCUUCAUUUAAAUUUCUCUUUUGUCAUAAUAAAUGUCUUGCAAAUGCAUUUUUU
Malania oleifera is the source of this 3000-nucleotide messenger RNA. RefSeq names its product 26.5 kDa heat shock protein, mitochondrial. The transcript has 2 exons. Lineage: Eukaryota; Viridiplantae; Streptophyta; Magnoliopsida; Santalales; Ximeniaceae. The coding region runs from base 1944 to 2693 and encodes 249 amino acids. Gene Ontology annotation, biological process: response to heat. The record is from RefSeq and is a predicted model, not a curated record.